CGAAUGAGCUCAUGGUGAUCUCCACAGAACGGACCACGCGCCAAGCACGGUCACCUUCGCUGUUGAGGAGACUUGCGAGGGGAUCCCAAGAACAGCUCCGACGCGUCCCUGGCCAGCAGUAACGAGCGAACCGGAUCCCGCAGAUCAAUGAAGAAUGCGCGAGCGCACGCACAGUCGAUGAAGCCGGCGGCGGGAUCAUGCGUGUUCUGCCCGAGCCGAGCGCGCAGUCACUGCGGCUGGUGUUUCUCUUCGUCUUUGUUAUGGAUGUAGCGCCGUCACCGGCUCUGACCGCCGGCUGCCCGGACCGCUGCGUGUGCGACGACCAGCUGGUGGUCCAGUGCGCCGGGCAACAGUUAAGCGACUUCCCCGUGGAUCUCCCGCUGGCCACCCGACAGCUGAUCAUCUCCAAUAACCGGAUCGGCGACCUGCCGGCGCUGCAGCUCAACUACCUGUCGGACCUGGUGUACCUGGACUGCAGCAACAACUCGUUGACGGAGAUCUCCGAGUCUACUUUUGGCAACCUGCGCAAGCUCGCCUACCUGGAUCUGUCUUUCAACAGCCUGACGCAGAUCGAGGACCGGACGUUUGGCCCGCUGGCCAGCCUGGUGAUGCUGAGGAUGACGGAUAACCCGGGGCUGUCGGAGAUCCACCCGGACGCGUUCGCGGAGAACGCGGCGCUGCAGGUGCUGGACGUGAGCCGCAACAACCUGACGGCGCUCAACAUCAGCUCUCUGAUCGCGCUGCCGGCGCUGCGCUCGCUGGGGCUCAGCGGGAACCCCUGGAGGUGCGACUGCGACACGGAGGACCUGUGCCUCUGGAUCCAGAUAGAGGGCUUCAAGUUCCAAGAUGAGGGGCAGACGGUGUGCCAGGGGCCGCCAGACAUGCUGGGUCAGCGCCUGGCGGAGGUGGGCAUGCAGCUGCGAUCGGAAUGCCACCAGGGACUGGGUUACUGGGACUACCUGUUCUUCAUCGCCAUCGGUUUCGUCAUCUUCAGUGCCGGGACUGUGUCGGCGUGGGUGAUGGGCGUGCUCAUGGUUCUGUACGAGCGCUACAGCAAGAGGAAGAGCGAGGAGCUCGACAGCGAGGAUGAGGAGGAGACAGUCACCCGAGGGGCAGGAAGUCGAGGAGGGGGUAACCAUGGCAAUGGGGACCUGAGCAAACCAGGCAUGCAGGUGUGACCAGAGGACAAAGGGAUGCUGAGAAAUCUUUGAUGAACAGACAGGGAGCUGCGGACAGAGAAAAGGAGUUUUUCUUUUCUAUAAAGAGGUUUAAAGUGCACUUUUUUAGAAUGUGUCAACAGUAGUGUUAGAUUAAGAUAAGAGCAGGGCAGGACAGGACAGACUGAUUAGAUUUAUUUAUAUUCUUAUAGGUGGUCACAGAGAACUUGUCUUUUUCUGACAGAUCUGAUGGUUGGUCUUGGUUAAAAGCAUAGAAAUAAU
Carassius auratus (goldfish) is the source of this 1439-nucleotide messenger RNA. RefSeq names its product leucine-rich repeat-containing protein 52-like. The record is from RefSeq and is a predicted model, not a curated record. Gene Ontology annotation, cellular component: voltage-gated potassium channel complex. The transcript is spliced from 2 exons. Gene Ontology annotation, molecular function: potassium channel activator activity; voltage-gated potassium channel activity; transmembrane transporter binding. NCBI's taxonomy places the organism in Eukaryota, Metazoa, Chordata, Actinopteri, Cypriniformes, Cyprinidae. The coding region runs from base 198 to 1178 and encodes 326 amino acids.